Molecule: messenger RNA, 1024 nt
Organism: Populus trichocarpa (black cottonwood)
Lineage: Eukaryota; Viridiplantae; Streptophyta; Magnoliopsida; Malpighiales; Salicaceae
Product: GATA transcription factor 15
Exons: 3
Coding region: 365-781 (138 amino acids)
Biological process (GO): regulation of DNA-templated transcription
Molecular function (GO): sequence-specific DNA binding; zinc ion binding
Source: RefSeq, a predicted model, not a curated record
GUUUAGAUAUGCCAGCGUGCGGUUUGUUGUGUGUUGCUGUCGGCUCUCUCUCUCUCUCACUCUCUCUCUCGGUGAAUGUCGGUUCAUUUAAAAUCGACACUCUUAUCAUUCACCAAACCAUUUCCUGAUUCUUGAUCCCUGCACAUUAAUAGAGUGCUUGUCUGAGUUACUGAUUUGCUUCUACUUGAUCUCUCUUCCUCCAAAUCCACAAAUCUUGUCAGAUCUCCCUGUUCUGAUCAGUAGAGCUUUUAGUGAAUCCCCACUUCGAAGUACAACUCAAUCAUUAGUGUUAUUCAAAACCUGUUUGAGGAAAUCGUGUUUUAGGAACUGGGUUGUCUUUAGAUCUCAACAUUAGUUCCUUACAAUGUUGGAUCCAGCUAACAAAGGAUCAGAGUCUGAAGAAAUGAGUAGCAAUUCACAAGAAACAGAGAGCCCACUAAAAAAGACUUGUGCUGAUUGUGGUACUUCAAAGACUCCACUUUGGAGAGGUGGUCCAGCUGGUCCAAAGUCGCUGUGUAAUGCUUGUGGGAUUAGAAGCAGAAAGAAGAAGAGGGAUAUUUUAGGGUUGAAUAAAGGGGCAGCAAAUGACAAGAGAGCAAAAAAGGGAAGCAAUAAUAAUGGCUCAAGCAAUAACAACAACAACAAGCAGUUAGGUGAUGGAUCAAAGCAGAGAUUAUUGGCACUGGGCAGAGAAGUUUUGAUGCAAAGAAGAAAGCUGGGUGAAGAAGAGCAAGCUGCAGUGUUGUUGAUGGCGUUGUCUUAUGGGUCUGUUUAUGCUUAAUAAGAGUCGAUAAUAUGUGUUAAUAAGGGGAUUGAGAAUGUAUUAGCUGGCUAGAUUUUAAGUGCGUGUUGUGAUUUGUUGUUAAUUUUUUUUAGUAUUAGUUAUCAUUUUUUUUAGGUGAUUUGGGCUAACAGAGUCUGGGAUUGUUGGUGGAGUCGAGUUGUGUAGCCAUUGCAAGAGCUCCUAAAAUGUUGAGAUCUGAUUCUAUUUUUCCUAACAUAAGUAGAUUUCUUAACUGAAUCA